AUGCUCCGCGCACGGCCCGCCGUCGACCUGCUGGUCAAGGCCCGGCCCGCCGCCCGCAUGUUCCAUCAAACACCCAAGAUGCGCUCCAUGCCCAAAGACCCUCACUCCGCCCACACCGUCUCUCAACGCAUCCGCCAAGGCAUCAAAGCCAUCCCCGUCGAAAUCUAUCCGUUGGGUAAGCGCGCCCAACUCCCCUCCUCGUCCUCCUCCUUCCACACCGCUGCGAACACCUAUCGCAAUCAUCACGCCCGCCACGUUCGGCCCACGACCAUCUCGGAAGCGAUAUCGCGAGAGCAAGAGAUAGCUGAGUAUGUUGAAUGUGCCACAGUCGCCGUCAUCGCCUGCGGUCUCAGCUUCGGCGUCUACUCGUUCAUCCGGCCCGCACGCGAGGACCCGACGCUUCGCCUGCACCGGAGGGGUCCGGAGCAUUGA
This is a messenger RNA of Lasiodiplodia theobromae, 432 nucleotides long. RefSeq lists its product as uncharacterized. NCBI's taxonomy places the organism in Eukaryota, Fungi, Ascomycota, Dothideomycetes, Botryosphaeriales, Botryosphaeriaceae. The transcript is spliced from 2 exons. The coding region runs from base 1 to 432 and encodes 143 amino acids. The record is from RefSeq and is a predicted model, not a curated record.